CACCUAUUCCUUUUGAUACAACCGAGUCUACUCUCUCUCGCCAUCUCGCCGCCGGCCUCCAUUCCGUCGACGAGGUUGCAGGAUGGCACUGAAAUACCUGUGCUCGGCUUCGGCACUGGCACGACGUGGUACAAGGUCGACCGCUUCUCUGCCUUUAACCCGGACAUGGUCAAGAUGGUCAAGGACGCCAUCGCCGCCGGCUAUCGUCAUCUCGACACCGCCGAGGGCUAUGGGACUGAAGUCGAGCUCGGACUGGCCAUCAAGGAAAGCGGCGUGCCCCGGGAAGAGCUCUUUGUCACCACAAAGUUAGCUCAGACCAUUAGCGAGGGCAGCGUUGAAGACAUACCCGCUGGCUUUGAAAGCUGUUUGAAACGGCUUCAGCUGGAUUAUGUCGACUUGCUUUGCCUCCAUACUCCAUAUGCCAACAAGGACAACACAUACGAUGAAGUCGCCGUCGCCAAGUCAUGGAAGCUCAUUGAGGCCAUACAGCGCUCUGGCAAGGCCCGCGCCAUUGACAUCUCGAAUUUCCGCCGGACUCACGUCGAAAAUCUGCUCAAAACCGCCGAGAUCAAGCCUGUCGUCAACCAGAUUCAGUUUCACCCUUAUAUUCAAGGCGCACCCGAGUACGCCAAAUGGCUGCAGUCGCAAGGUAUCGCCAUCCAGAGCUGGAUGGGCCUGGCUCCCAUCACCUGGCUGGGCCAGAAGCACCUGGAGGGCACCUUGGAAGAGCUGUCAGCCAAGUAUGGAGUCAAUAAGAGCACCAUCUUGAUUCGCUGGCAGCUCGACCAGCAAUUCAUUGUCCUGAAUACCACAAAAAAGGUCGAGCGGAUGCAAGAGUACUUUGCGGCCGUGAAUUUUGAUUUGAGUGAUGAGGAUAGCCGCAGAAUCACAGACAUUGGCCAAGAAACGCAUCUGCGGGUACCGGUCGGAAACCUUUUUGAUGGAGGAGAUUUCAGUCCAUACUGAUCAUCUUUAAAUACCUUAUACGCUUCGUACGUCGUAUACAUGUCAAGUUAGAAAUCAGCCAAGUCUACUCGCUGC
Molecule: messenger RNA, 1041 nt
Organism: Purpureocillium takamizusanense
Lineage: Eukaryota; Fungi; Ascomycota; Sordariomycetes; Hypocreales; Ophiocordycipitaceae
Product: 2-dehydropantolactone reductase
Exons: 3
Coding region: 166-966 (266 amino acids)
Molecular function (GO): oxidoreductase activity
Source: RefSeq, a predicted model, not a curated record